GUCGUGGAACUCAUUUCAAGUGCUAUCGGUGACUUAGUUCAAGGUAUAUAUUAUGAAAACUCAAAAUCAUCUGAGAACUGUCUUACAGAUGACAUCGGCAUAUCUACAUGGAAGGAGCAGGUUUUCCUGUCACACAGUGCCUUGCUGGCAAAGAGCUGCCAGGCUGCGAUGGAGCUAGCAAAGCACAACGCUGAGAUUCAGGACAUGGCAUUUCAGUAUGGAAAGCACAUGUCUCUGAGUCAUAAGCUACAUUUGGAUCUUCAGCCAUUUGUUAAAGAAAGUUCUAGUGAUGCCAUGGCCUUCAGUUUGAAUUCUGCUCCUGCAGUCCUGCAUCAGGAAUUCCUUGGAAGGGAGGCAUGGAUUAAACAAAUCAGAGAGGCACAAGAAAAAGGAAACAUAAUGGACUACAAGAAGCUGCGGGAAGAGAUCAAGGCCGGCAGAGGUGUGACUUCUGCCAUCGACCUCUGCCGCUGCCAUGGGAACAGAGCGCUGGCGGCCCUGGAGCGCUUCCCUCCCUCUGAGGCCAGGGCCGCCUUGGCCAACAUCGUCGACGCCGUGACCAGGUUUCCCUGA
Molecule: messenger RNA, 573 nt
Organism: Eurypyga helias (sunbittern)
Lineage: Eukaryota; Metazoa; Chordata; Aves; Eurypygiformes; Eurypygidae
Gene: PDSS2
Product: prenyl (decaprenyl) diphosphate synthase, subunit 2
Exons: 5
Biological process (GO): isoprenoid biosynthetic process; ubiquinone biosynthetic process
Cellular component (GO): transferase complex; mitochondrion
Molecular function (GO): prenyltransferase activity
Source: RefSeq, a predicted model, not a curated record